AUGCAGCAACGAGGCCUGUCCAUAUCAUCAUCAGCAACAGCCUCAUCAUUCAUGUCCGGGUCAACAGAACUAGACCCCAGUGCGAGCUCCUAUCAUGCCCCGGAUAUGGCAUGGAACUCGACUCCAACCCCACCUGAUCCAGCACUUCUAACAAUUCAACAUGCCUAUGCAUCUCAUCGGCCGUCGCUAUCUAUUGACGGCGCCACGCUGCGUCCGCGCUCGGGCUCGUUCGCGUCGUCGGCGGAUACGAUGGUUCGAUCUCGAGCCAACUCGGUAGACCCGGGCUAUGUGGAUGUUGAUUCUAAAGUCGACUAUGACGAUGUGUCACUCUCUGAAGCAUUGGCUCCGGAUCCUCGAAAUAAAGAUGAUUUCCGAGUUGAUGAUAACCGAUUUGCAUUUUCGCCAGGCCAGCUGAAUAAAAUGCAGAAUCCAAAGUCACUCGCUGCGUUUCAUGCGCUGGGUGGGCUGCAUGGAUUGGAACGUGGGCUGCGAACGGAUCUGAAUGCUGGGCUAUCAGUUGAUGAGCGGAGGUUAGAAGGGAGGGUUGAAUUUGAUCAGGUCAACCCAUUGUCGACUUCUCGGGGGAAACGAUCGGCCUCUAUCAACAAACUUCAGCCUCUUCCAGAACCAGAUCCAACGCAAAGUUUAGGAGGGAGUGAAGGUUCACCGUUCGAAGAUCGCAUCCGUAUUUUCAGACAGAACAGACUGCCGACUCGGAAAUCAACUGGGUUCUUGAAGCUGUUCUGGAUGGCAUAUAACGACAAGAUCAUUAUAUUGCUGACCAUUGCGGCCAUCGUGUCUUUGUCUCUGGGUAUAUAUGAAACCAUCGACGGAGGAACGGGCGUCGACUGGGUGGAAGGCGUUGCUAUCUGCGUGGCCAUCUUGAUCGUUACUGUCGUCACUGCUGCCAAUGACUGGCAGAAAGAAAGACAGUUUGCUAAACUCAACAAGCGGAAUAACGACCGCGAAGUCAAAGCCGUCCGCUCAGGCAAAGUCACCAUGAUAUCCAUCUACGACGUCAUGGCUGGCGAUAUCCUCCACCUCGAGCCGGGCGAUUCCAUUCCCGCUGACGGGGUAUUGAUCUCCGGCCACGGCGUGAAGUGUGACGAGUCCUCUGCCACGGGCGAGUCGGACCAGAUGAAAAAGAUUAAUGGCCACGAAGUAUGGCAGCGGAUCAUCGAUGACACUGCAACAAAACGACUCGAUCCGUUCAUGAUCUCUGGAAGCAAAGUUUUAGAAGGCGUUGGCACAUAUCUGGUCACCAGCGUCGGGCCGUAUUCCUCUUAUGGUCGGAUUAUGUUGUCUUUGCAGACAUCCAACGACCCGACCCCACUUCAGGUGAAGCUAGGCCGGUUGGCGGAUUGGAUUGGGUAUGUGGGUUCGGGUGCUGCCACGAUUCUUUUUUUGGUGCUGUUGUUUCGGUUCAUCGCCCAUCUCUCGGAUAACCCGGCGAACCCUGCAGUCAAGGGCAAGGAGUUCGUAGAUAUUCUAAUUGUCGCUGUCACCGUCAUUGUUGUCGCGAUUCCAGAGGGUCUUCCCCUAGCAGUAACGCUAGCUCUAGCUUUUGCUACCAGCCGCAUGGUUAAGGAGAACAACCUCGUUCGCGUCCUACGUGCCUGUGAGACCAUGGGAAAUGCAACCGUCGUGUGUUCCGACAAGACGGGAACAUUAACCCAGAACAAAAUGACUGUGGUCGCUGGGACCUGGGGACCGGGUCAACGUUUCAGCCACUCGCCAGAUGAUUCUGAUACUGAGAAGUCGGCAACUAUAUCCCAAAUUUCCCAGGGGUUCUCGGCACCAGUCCGGAACUUGAUUGUCAAAAGCGUUGCUUUGAACUCCACAGCGUUCGAGGAAGACAAAGACGGGCAGAAGGAGUUCGUUGGCAGCAAAACCGAAGUGGCGCUCCUCCAACUCGCUCGCGAUUACCUUGGCAUGGACCUUGUCUCCGAGCGCGGUUCUGCUCAUAUCCUUCAAUUGAUUCCAUUUGACUCUUCCCGCAAGUGCAUGGGUGUGGUAUACCACGAACCUGGCGCAGGAUACCGUCUUUUGGUUAAGGGAGCUGCAGAGCUUAUGGUUGGUGUUUGCAGUACCCAAAUCACAGAUAUCGAUGUGUCAAAGAAAAGCCUUGCGACCGAGCAGCUUUCUGGGACAGACCGAGAAGAAACCUUGGCAACAAUUGACCGAUACGCCCAGCGUUCCUUGCGGACAAUCGGCAUCGUGUAUAAGGACUUUCCAAACUGGCCACCGACAGAGGCCAAGACCUUGGAGGAUGACUUAUCUGCCGCCAGCUUUGAUGAUGUCUUCCAUGAUAUGACCUGGGUUGGUGUCGUCGGCAUCCAGGAUCCUCUGCGGCCUGAAGUCCCAGCUGCAAUCCGCAAGUGUCAUACGGCUGGAGUUCAGGUUAAAAUGGUGACGGGGGACAAUGUCGCCACUGCCACGGCAAUUGCAGAGUCCUGCGGCAUCAAGACCGAGGACGGCUUAGUGAUGGAAGGCCCCAAGUUCCGGCAACUGACAGAUGAGGAGAUGGACAAGGUGAUUCCCAAUCUCCAGGUCCUGGCGCGGUCUUCGCCAGAGGACAAGCGCAUUCUCGUCGAGCGGCUUAAGAUUCUCGGGGAGACCGUCGCCGUGACGGGCGAUGGCACCAAUGACGGGCCAGCUCUUCGGACCGCAGACGUUGGGUUUUCUAUGGGUGUGGCUGGAACAGAGGUAGCCAAGGAGGCAAGUUCGAUCAUCCUGUUGGACGAUAACUUCCGGUCAAUCGUGACCGCAAUUGCCUGGGGCCGAGCCGUCAAUGACGCCGUGGCCAAGUUCCUGCAAUUCCAGAUCACAGUCAACAUCACCGCCGUGGUGUUGACUUUUGUAUCAUCUGUCUACAGUUCUUCAAACAACAGCGUCCUGAACGCCGUGCAACUGCUUUGGGUCAACCUAAUCAUGGACACAUUUGCUGCGCUAGCGCUCGCAACCGACGCCCCAACAGAGCAAAUCCUCGACCGCAAGCCCGUCUCUAAACGGGACUCGCUCUUCACUCUGACGAUGUGGAAGAUGAUCCUCGGACAAGCGAUAUACCAACUCGGCGUGACGUUCAUGCUUUACUUUGCCGGCGACAAGCUUCUUGGUUCUCAUCUGCAUAACGACCCCAACAACCCGGAACUCCGACAGAAAGAGCUCUCGACCGUUGUUUUCAACACAUUCGUCUGGAUGCAGAUCUUCAACGAGUUCAAUAACAGGCGGCUUGAUAACCGCUUCAAUAUAUUCGAAGGCAUGUUCCGCAACUAUUGGUUCCUGGGAAUCAACGCCAUCAUGGUCGGCGGCCAAAUCAUGAUUGUCUUUGUUGGCGGCGAGGCCUUUGGUGUUACGCCCUUAAGCGGGAUUCUGUGGGCUAUCUGCCUCAUCUGUGCAAUUGGAUGUCUGGGGUGGGCGGUGAUUCUGCGUCUGAUACCAGACCGCCAUUUUGGUGUUGUCUUCAAUGCCGUGGUGGAUAGUCUAACAUUUAUUCUGCAGCCACUUCUCAACGGCUGUGGGGCUGUUGCUCGCGGUAUCAAGGCGUUUUUUCAACCCUUGCCUCGGUUUACCCGGCGCAUCUUUACUCGGGGAGGUUCGAGGGACGAUAAUUCUGUCAGCCCUGUGGACGAAGAAGCCGCUGCUCCUGCAUCUGCUUCUUGUGAGCAGCAGCGCAAGCAGACACCUGAGCGGCCUCAGACACCGCCGCAAUUGACCGUGCCUCCUAUAAUGGUCACUAUAUCUCCUUAG
Molecule: messenger RNA, 3750 nt
Organism: Penicillium lagena
Lineage: Eukaryota; Fungi; Ascomycota; Eurotiomycetes; Eurotiales; Aspergillaceae
Gene: pmcB
Product: putative calcium-translocating P-type ATPase(PMCA-type)
Exons: 4
Coding region: 1-3750 (1249 amino acids)
Biological process (GO): calcium ion transmembrane transport; intracellular calcium ion homeostasis
Cellular component (GO): intracellular membrane-bounded organelle; membrane
Molecular function (GO): P-type calcium transporter activity; ATP hydrolysis activity; ATP binding
Source: RefSeq, a predicted model, not a curated record